Cavia porcellus (domestic guinea pig) is the source of this 8751-nucleotide messenger RNA. RefSeq names its product phosphodiesterase 11A (gene Pde11a). Bases 643 to 3444 code for a protein of 933 amino acids. Gene Ontology annotation, molecular function: 3',5'-cGMP-stimulated cyclic-nucleotide phosphodiesterase activity; protein binding. The transcript has 20 exons. Gene Ontology annotation, biological process: negative regulation of receptor guanylyl cyclase signaling pathway; signal transduction. Lineage: Eukaryota; Metazoa; Chordata; Mammalia; Rodentia; Caviidae. The record is from RefSeq and is a predicted model, not a curated record.
GAAAGGGAGGACUGGGGAGGUAAGGAAGGACUGAGUGGGGAGGAAUUAGGUGUUUCUUCUCAUCCAAGUCCAAUCCAGAGUGGGCUGUGUCCCCAGCGCAGCCUCUGGCGGUCCAGAGACUCUUCCCGGAACAGCCUGGCAUCCUGGCCGUGGACUUUGGCUCGUCCGCGCCUGCUUCCUCCUCGCAGCUCCCCCCGGCGGGCUGCGGCUCUCCGGGGCGUGUCCUGCCCCACCUCCCUCUCUCUGUGGUCCACUCAACUGGUUACGGCGGCGGUGGCAGAGCGGCGGCGGCAGCAGGCAGAAGCGAGAGCAGCCGCAGCUCGGGUUCCGCGAAGGAGCGGUGGCGGCGGCGGCCCGUCGGGCACCUGAGCUGAGCAGAAGUAGCAGGACCGAGGGGGUGGAGUCGGUGCCGGCCGCUCUAAGCCACAGAAGGACCCGGCUCCCCGGGCUGGGAUCCACCGUUGGGAACAACCUGAAGGCGGGGCUGAGGGGUGGCACCGAGCUGGGGAUGCUGUGGCGGGGAAGCAUGUGUAUGAACAGCUAGAGGCCUCCUCUUCCUCCUCCUCCUGGUCCUCCUCCUCCUCGGGGCAGGUAAACGUUUGUUCCAAGGGUAGACAGCCCAGGAGAGCGGUGCUCAGGACCAUGACAAGCUUUGGCUUGGACUUCGGGGAGGUGGAAACUUUCCUGGACCGGCACCCAGAGUUGUUUGAAGAUUACUUGAUGCGCAAAGGGAAGCAGGAGAUGGUGGAGAAGUGGUUGCAGAGACACAGUCAGGGUCAGGGUGCUCCGGGCUCCAGGCCUGCUCCAGCUGGCACGGGUGGCAUGGCCUCUGGCAGUGGCAGAGGCUGCAGCAGCGUUGGUGGCAGCACCGGAGCAGAUGGCUCUGCCAGCAGCCAACCCACUCCUGGCGGUGGGGACAGUGGCGGGAUUCCCUUGAGUCCCAGCUGGGCCAGUGGCUGCCGGGGCGAUGGGAGCCUGCAGCGGAGAGCCUCUCAAAAAGAGCUGAGGAAGAGUUUUGCUCGCUCCAAGGCCAUCCAUGUGAACAGGACCUACGAUGAACAGGUGACUUCCCGGGCCCAGGAGCCCCUGAGCAGUGUUCGGCGGAGGGCACUUCUCCGGAAGGCCAGCUCUUUGCCCCCCACCACAGCUCACAUCCUCAGUGCCCUGCUGGAAUCAAGGGUGAAUCUGCCUCAGUAUCCCCCUCCAGCCAUCGACUACAAGUGUCACCUCAAAAAGCACAAUGAGCGUCAGUUCUUCCUGGAACUGGUCAAGGAUAUCUCCAAUGACCUUGACCUCACCAGCCUGAGCUACAAGAUCCUCAUCUUUGUCUGUCUCAUGGUGGAUGCUGACCGCUGCUCUCUCUUCCUAGUGGAAGGGGCAGCUGCUGGCAAGAAGAGCUUGGUCUCUAAGUUCUUCGACGUGCAUGCAGGAACCCCACUGCUGCCAUGCAGCAGCACAGAGAACUCAAAUGAGGUGCAGGUCCCCUGGGGCAAAGGCAUCAUUGGCUAUGUCGGGGAGCAUGGAGAAACCGUCAACAUUCCUGAUGCCUACCAGGACAGAAGAUUCAAUGAUGAAAUUGACAAGCUCACAGGAUACAAGACAAAAUCACUGUUGUGCAUGCCCAUCAGAAGCAGUGACGGUGAGAUUAUUGGUGUGGCACAAGCGAUAAAUAAGAUUCCUGAAGGUGCUCCAUUUACUGAAGAUGAUGAGAAAGUCAUGCAGAUGUAUCUCCCAUUUUGUGGAAUCGCCAUAUCUAAUGCUCAGCUCUUUGCUGCCUCAAGGAAAGAAUAUGAAAGAAGCAGGGCUUUGUUAGAGGUAGUUAAUGACCUCUUUGAAGAACAGACCGACCUGGAGAAAAUUGUCAAAAAAAUAAUGCAUCGGGCUCAAACUCUGUUGAAAUGUGAACGCUGUUCUGUUUUACUCCUAGAGGACAUUGAAUCACCAGUGGUGAAAUUUACCAAAUCCUUUGAAUUGAUGUCCCCAAAGUGCAGCGGUGAUGCUGAGAACAGUUUCAAAGAAAGCAUGGAAAAAUCAUCAUAUUCUGACUGGCUAAUAAAUAAUAGCAUUGCCGAACUGGUUGCUUCGACGGGCCUUCCUGUCAAUAUCAGUGAUGCCUACCAGGACCCACGGUUUGAUGCUGAGGCUGACCAGAUAUCUGGUUUUCAUAUAAGAUCUGUUCUCUGCGUCCCUAUUUGGAAUAGCAACCACCAAAUAAUUGGAGUGGCUCAAGUGUUGAACAGACUUGAUGGGAAACCUUUUGAUGAUGCAGAUCAACGACUUUUUGAGGCUUUUGUCAUCUUUUGUGGCCUUGGUAUCAACAACACAAUUAUGUAUGAUCAAGUGAAGAAGUCCUGGGCUAAGCAGUCUGUGGCUCUUGAUGUGCUAUCAUACCAUGCAACAUGUUCAAAAGCUGAAGUUGACAAGUUUAAGGCAGCUAACAUCCCUCUGGUGUCAGAACUGGCCAUUGACGACAUUCAUUUUGAUGACUUUUCCCUUGAUGUUGAUGCCAUGAUCACAGCUGCUCUCCGGAUGUUCAUGGAGCUGGGGAUGGUACAGAAAUUUAAAAUCGACUAUGAGACACUGUGUAGGUGGCUCCUGACAGUGAGGAAGAAUUACCGAAUGGUUCUGUACCACAACUGGAGACACGCUUUCAACGUGUGCCAACUGAUGUUUGCAAUGCUAACUACUGCUGGGUUUCAAGAGAUUCUGACAGAGGUGGAAAUUUUAGCGGUGAUUGUGGGAUGCCUGUGUCACGACCUCGACCACAGGGGAACCAACAAUGCCUUCCAAGCUAAGAGUGGCUCUGCACUGGCCCAACUCUAUGGGACCUCGGCUACCUUAGAGCAUCACCAUUUUAACCAUGCUGUGAUGAUCCUUCAAAGUGAGGGUCACAACAUCUUUGCUAAUUUGUCCUCCAAGGAAUAUAGUGACCUUAUGCAGCUUUUGAAGCAGUCAAUAUUAGCAACAGACCUCACGCUGUACUUUGAGAGGAGAACUGAAUUCUUUGAACUUGUCAGUAAAGGAGAAUAUGAUUGGAAUAUCAAAAACCAUCGUGAUGUAUUUCGAUCAAUGUUAAUGACAGCCUGUGACCUUGGAGCCGUGACCAAACCGUGGGAGAUCUCGAGACAGGUGGCUGAACUGGUGACCAGUGAGUUCUUUGAACAAGGAGAUCGGGAGAGAGCGGAACUCAAACUCACCCCUUCAGCUAUUUUUGAUCGGAACCGGAAAGAUGAACUACCUCGGUUGCAGUUGGAGUGGAUUGACAGCAUCUGCAUGCCUUUGUAUCAGGCGUUGGUGAAGGUCAAUAUGAAACUGAAGCCUAUGCUAGAUUCAGUGGCUGCGAACCGAAGCAAGUGGGAAGAGUUGCACCAAAAAAGACUGCUGGCCUCGGCUGCCUCCCCAGCCGCUCCCAGCCUCAUGGUGGCUGAAGAGGAUGGAAACUAAGCCUCUGCCUUCUCAGAGCUGCUGCAAGACUGCAGCCUGACGGGCCAGCUUCAACCCAGCCAUGUCAUCCUUUUGUUCUCACAGCUCAGACAGACCUACAGUCUCAGGGAUGUGGAUACGCUGGGAAGCAUGCCCAGGUUUUCAGCAUGGAGUGGUCAGCAGCUGAGAGUGGGACAGAAGGACAAACAGAGAGAGCAGGGAACUGGGACCCUGACUGACCUGCUGAUCACACACGGGCCGAGACAAAGGCUUUGGGUAGAGGACUGGUUUGGAUCCGCAGACCUGGGAACAGUCAGGUCUGCCCAGUCUGAGUUGAGGGAACAGGGACCAGUGAAAGCAUCCUUCUUGCUGCUUCAUUUUGUAUAUGCUCUUCAAUUUGUUACAAGCCAAACACUGCCUGAUUCUGUAGCUUUUCCUGGAGUGCCCUUUUAUACCAGAUUAUCCCAGGAAUCCAGCUUUGUGUUCCAAUAGAGGUAUUUUAGAGGUAUUUUAUUUUUAGUCCUAUAGCAGCAGCUUCUUCUUCUUCUUCUUCUUCUUCUUCUUCUUCUUCUUCUUCUUCUUCUUCCUCUUCUUCUCUUCUUCUUCUUCUUGAUAAAGAAGAUGGUUCAUUUAGUGGGGAAAGGGAUGGAAAAGAAAGAGAAUAGACAACUACUCAGAGCUGAGUAUCCCUACUAUAGCUUCCUGAUGUUGGAUCAGAGCCUUUAGAAUUCCCUACCUAAAACAUAAAAGCUAUACUAUCUUUGUAGAUACCAACCAAUCAUAUUCUCCCCCACCAAAAGUCUAUAGUAGCAGUGUGCAGAUAUGUUUGUCUGACUGGUGUUUAUAUAAGAUUUGUAACUCUAGUGAGAUCAUGGUCCUGUUUUUCAGAGUUUUAAAAGCCUUCCUUUUGGACUGAGCCUUCUCUUGGAAGAAAUGGACUAACAGACUUUAAUUAAAACAAAGAUAAAAGGAAAUCUGUAGCCAGAUUUACCCUAAGUGACCUAACAAUUUCUAGGAACUACUUUCAACAAUGAGAAGUAUUUCACAGAGCACCGGAAAGUGAACGCUGACGGGCUUGAGUUCUUCCGGUGAUGAGUUUUGGUACAAAACUUACUACCACCAACCAAUUUAAAGCCAAAUGCUGGGACCCUCAAUUUCACACGAAGUGUAAAAAAGAAUACUUGAGAGGUUAAGAAAUAAUGGUCUGGACAGAAAGUACAUUCUAUAGCAAGUCAGGCUUAUAAUAAAUAAGAAUACACUCUAUUAAAAGAUGCAGUGACUAACAUUCCUCUCACUUUACCUCAGAGAUGGAGGAUUGGGCGUGUCUUACCCAAAGAACAGUAGGCUAGAAGUUAGAUUUUACCCUGUGUCACUACUGAUGGAAUGAUUCGGGGGACAAGCCAUUAAGAUUUUCUGUAUUUGUUUCCUUUUUUUGUCAAAUACCAUUACAAUGAUUUUCAAACAUGUCUUAAUUUUAGAACUCUUUCUUAAAUGAAAUAUUUCAAGGAACCUUCAUGAUAUUAGACAUCUAAAACCACAAGCCCUCUGCUUGAAGCAGAAUGUAGGUCUAGGGUCCCUACCAACCUUCAUCUCUUAGGACUUUGAAAAUAUCUCAACUAAGUGAAAACAUUCUUGUUCUUUUUUUUUUUUUUUUUUUUUUUUUUUUUUUUUUUUUUGUCUUUUUCCUUUUUAUCGGUACCAGGGAUCGAACCCACGACUGCCUGCUUGCAAGGCAGGCGCUUAUGCCGCUGAGCUAAAUCCCCAGCCCCUAACAUUUUUGUCCUUAUUUUCACUGAUCAGUAUUAGUUAUUAAUGUUACUAAUGAAAUCUUAAGAGAUGGGAGCCAGGCUCCAUGAGGUGGCACUUCCCUAACACACCGGAGUCCCUGGGAGAAGUCUGCAGAAGGAAUAAAAAAUGAGGGGAAACGGGUAAAAACAGAAGAGACAAAGUAAGUGAAAAUGACAAACCAGGAAAGAAAAGGAAUAAUGGAAAACAAGGCAGAGGAGGAAGAGGAGGAGGAGGAGGAGAAGAGGAAGGAGCAAUGCAGGAAAGUCAGGGGCUGAGACGGUGCCAAGGGGCAGGCAGAAGUUAGUCCAAACAAAGGAAAACAGCACUUCCAACCAAAAACAUAAAAAAAGAGAGUACAGAAUCCUGUCUUCAGUUGCUUAAGAAAAAGCCAACUGAGCAGGGAGGGGUCUCACAAAAAAGAGAAGAAGGACUGGGAGCCCGAAAAAGCAGUGUUUCUAGCCGCCCUUACAGCUGUCUCUGCAGCCAAGCCUGGAGAAGCGGGAGGAGACGGUGUGUACGGGAAAAACGGCUUCUGCAGAGCAGCUAAGAGGAGGCUGUUCAGAUUUAUGGAUUUUAUUAAGCCAGUUUUCUGAAUCACUCCGCUAUAAAGGAAAAUAGCUUCGCCGGGCUGUCCCUUCCUCCAGGUGAGGAACAAAGCGGGGUGGAGUCAGGAGCAGCCCGGCCUGCAGCUGAGACGCCCUGCAGGGCUCCUGGUGCUGGGCCACAUCAGUUUCCAUCACGGAAGGGAGCUGACAGUGAGGCCGUGUUGAGGCAGAGACAGCCCACAUCUGUUAUCCUCCCCAACACUAAGUAAAUAAAUAAGUAGCCAAGACAAAUGGAUGCCAGUCCGUCUACAGCAACAUUUUAAAGCACGUGCUUUCUGACAAAACUGGACCCAGGGUUUGUGAGAAACCGCAGCCAGCUACAAGCCCAGUAGCUACGCGGAGCAUCGAUGCUGCGUAUUGCUAAGGGGAGCAUAAUUUAUAGCAUAAACCCUGCGGCUUCCACUAAGGUUGAGUCUUCCUCUCAUUUUCUUGCCUUUUUAUUGGCUUCACUGCACGGUUGCCAAUAGCAACAUCCACUGGUAGCAAGGGGAGUUCAGCAGCAUUACAAUCUGCCAUACAGUAGAGCCCUGACAAUGUCAACCAUCAAUCAAGUAGCUGUUUGUAAUUGCCUCCAUCUAUUUUUCCUGUCUCCAGAUAUCACUUCCUAUUGUGGGUCAAGAUUCAGAAACUGCUGACUAAUGCCAUGGUCUGUUCCUCCAAGACCACGAGGCAGAGAAAGUGAGGGUAGCUGCUUUCCUGGUGCCCAUAGCCCCGAGGGGUUGGAGGUUGAAGUCCUCAAAGUUUCAGGUAUUUUAAACCCCUCUAUAAAACAAUUUAUAGAAUGUGAGGUGUGUAUGGGUUGCCAUAUAUUUUGCUUUUCCAAAAUAAAGAAAGAGAAAAUUCCCCAGCCCUUAUUAUUAGUGUUUAUUUUCUAUCGAAGGAAGGUGUUGGAAAUGUGAGCCUCCUGGUAAAACCUCAAACUGACCAAAUUAGGCAUGCCUCCUCAGGCCUCUUGACAUUAGUAGCUAAAAUGACAUCAUCCUGCUUUUUCUAUGAGAUGUAUAUUUUUUCAGACAUAAUGUUUUUUCAUAUUAGUCUAUAUCGUAGAUAACACAUGUUCAGCCCACAACACAGCAGGUAGGAACAGCUUGGCAUUCUGUGAAGGAUGCCAUCCAGCGUACACUAGACUGAAACUCCAGCCUACCUGGACGCUAGCUGGACCUGUAAUCUUGGGACUCUACGUCUCAGGUUUUCCACCUAUUAAAUAAAAGCACUAACUUUUAUUCCAUUUCCAUGCCAAAGGAGGAAACUGUGUUUUUCUUUUUAAAAUUUUUCUUUUCAAAUAAAAAGCCACCAAACCUAAAGAGGUCAUGUUUUCACAAAAGAUAAAAUAAAGAAUUACAUGUGUGUGGUACACAUAAAAACAGUAUAUAUUUUUAAAAUGUAUUGCAUGGUCAUUAGUACAUUUUAAAAUAUGUAUUCUUUUAUUUCACAAAGAACAGUUUUAAAUUAUUUCAUUCCUACAUAUCCCAUAAAUGGUAGUCAUUGAUUGAGACGUAAAUUUAUAAAGUGAGUCAAAAAAGUUAGUACUACACAUGAAUUUUCUCUGUUUCUGCAAUCUGAGAUGGCUAUGUACUUCCAGGCAUUUUAUAUUUGCAAACAUAUUGGACUGAAAAUAAUCUUUACACCUUUUAUAUUACAGAAAUGUCAAUAUAUUAAUUCUCCUGGAAUUUAAUUGCUUUUUCUGUGUAUUAAAUUGUAUCACACUUUAUUCAUUUACCUGAGGUCAUUAAACAAUCUGCUCAAUUUACUCUGCUGUACAAUUAUUUUAAAAUCUGUCUAAAAAGACAAAAUGAAAAAAUAAAAUCCAUUUUCCUGAUAACUCUUAUAAAUUACAGAUAGACAAAAAAAAAUAACCAGUAUCAUCCCCACUGACAGUGUGAAAUAACUGCCUCCAAGUGAGACAGGAAUCUAAACUUACCUGGGAAAGAUUUAAAUAUAGAGAAAAAUGCUUUGGCUUGGGAAAAAAGACAAAAAGAAUUCAUUAAAGCAAUGGAGCCAAACCUAAAAACUGGUGAUGUAGUGCGGUUUCAUUAUCCGCGUCAGGAUAAUGGUCUCUGAAACUGUUAUUAUGCCACGUGCUGUAAAGAACUCCCCAAAAUGCAAAUGUACCAGGAAUCUAAAGGUUAAAUCUAGCUACAAAGCCAAAAUGUAGUGAGUUUCCUAGGUGAACAAUAACAGAAUAAAACACAUGGAUGGCAGAAGUAAAGUAGGGUGAAUCUGGAGAAUUUCAUGAUGAGCAUUUAGAUCAGCAAUGCCCAGCGAUGUCCAUCUCACUAUUUUUCCCUCAGCUAGUCAUUUCAGGUUGUGCAUCUGCUUUAAUUUUGAAUAUCUUUGCAUAUUUGCUAUAUCUCUCACCAGUACUAAAGAUAAAUCAUUAUCUGUGUAGCAUAUCUACAUCAAUGUCACCAAACGUAUACACUGGUACAGAAAUGUGUUUAUUAAGUAAAUGAACUUUUUGUUAUGAAAGGUAUGUUAAGACCAUUAUCUUUGUGCUUACUUUCUGUGUACAUGUGUGUGUUAAAAGUCUUAAAUUAUCUUUUGCUUUAGAUUUAGAUGAAAUCAUAUUUAGAUGAAUAAAAACAAGCAUAUAGUGUGGAAAUAGGAAGCUAGAUUUUGUUGAGCUUCAUUCCCUUGGGGGGAAAUAUUGCUUUUACCAUUUUAUUUUGAUGUACAAUCAUCUAAAAAGGAUCCCCUACUGACUUGCUUCCUAAUUAUUAUUGUUUUGUACAAAACAAGGGAAAUAUGUCUUCAGUUGAGUUGUUUGAAGCUAUUCCCUUUGUGUGUAUUUCCCAGGCUGAUAUUUCAUUGUAAGAAUACUACAUUUUAGACUACUUGGCUAUUUCACAAGCAACUAAUCCACGAUUUUGAAACAGACUGCUUUAAGAGACCUAAAUAUCUUGGUUUUUAAUAAAAUGCUUAAUGUUUGAUGAAA